Sitodiplosis mosellana (orange wheat blossom midge) is the source of this 385-nucleotide messenger RNA. RefSeq names its product dolichyl-diphosphooligosaccharide--protein glycosyltransferase subunit 4. The transcript is spliced from 3 exons. The coding region runs from base 137 to 268 and encodes 43 amino acids. NCBI's taxonomy places the organism in Eukaryota, Metazoa, Arthropoda, Insecta, Diptera, Cecidomyiidae. The record is from RefSeq and is a predicted model, not a curated record. Gene Ontology annotation, cellular component: oligosaccharyltransferase complex.
GAAGUACUAGAUCGCAUACCUAACCAAUCAGCAAACUGUCAACCGGUGUCAAUAUAAACUACGUGUCAAUAGCAUUCUGGAAAUCAGAAGAUAUACACAACUUUUCGGCAUUUAUCAGUUUUGACUGAAAAUUAUCAUGAUCACCGACAUUCAAUUGGCUAUUUUCUCCAACGUUUUGGGAGUGUUCCUGUUCCUCUUGGUCGUUGCCUAUCACUACAUCAAUGCAAACAUUGGACGGCCCAACAGUAUUCAGAACAAACACAAAUAAUUUCGAACAUCAUAUUCAUGGAUUUAGUUCUAAGCCCAAAAUGAAUUUGUGCAAACAAUUUAAGAUUUUUCAAAAUAAAUAAGUAAUUGCUGUAUCUGUGUGUGAGCCACCAUAAAA